Molecule: messenger RNA, 2284 nt
Organism: Tuber melanosporum (Perigord truffle)
Lineage: Eukaryota; Fungi; Ascomycota; Pezizomycetes; Pezizales; Tuberaceae
Exons: 3
Coding region: 90-1544 (484 amino acids)
Biological process (GO): maintenance of rDNA; regulation of exit from mitosis
Source: RefSeq, a predicted model, not a curated record
GUUGUAUUUGAAUUCUUCCUUCAUCUUUUCACCACAGGAACAUCGCUGCGGACCUAUUUCACACGGACGACCCCCCCUCCUCCGCUGCCAUGCCUCCUCAACGCUUCGUCCGCCGUCGACCCCUGGCCGAGAGGCUAUCGAGCCUGGUCAACCCCUUUGACCUCUUCCUUGCACUCUCCAUCUGGCUGGAAUCCCAUGACUGGGACAAUUUGCAGAAUACCGUCAAGAACCCCCUAGGCUUGGCUUUGAACCUACUUUGUUUGAUAUCGCGCGCAAACUCCAAUGGUGGCCACAGGCGCAGCGGUGCCGAGGAUGUCCUGCGGCGGCCUGCUGGUGGGUACUCGGGCGGUAUUAGCAGCGGUGGCGGUGCUGGAUUAUCUUAUUUUUUUUGGAUCCUAUCGUGGGUCCUAGCCGCUGGGAGUGUUUUCAAUGCUAUUUACUGUUUCUCACGGAAGAAGCGGUAUAGACUGUUUGAAAGUAAUAUUGAGGUCGAGCCUACGACGCCUAGUGCCCGUAGGGUGCCUGUGGAUUCCUCACCUACCACUACCUCCCCUCUGCGCUUGUUUGGUAAUAUCAUGGAGUCCUUCACGGGCACUCCAGAAUCAAGGUCGCAUCCGGAUGAAACUCGUGACGUAUGGGAGGUUUCUGUGUGGGACCCAACGCCACUCUCCCUCAGGCUGUUUGCCAUCUUCUCCCCGGUGCACGUCCUCAUCUAUUUCCUCGUGCUGCCGAUAACCUCAAACGCCACCUUGUCCAGCUCAGGCUUUGUCAAAUUCCCCACACCGCCGACGACGAAUACCGUUGGGACCAUACUUAUGAUGCUUGCCACGCAGUUUAUACUUUCGGUGCAAUUGAUACAUACCCAAAUGUCGUUUGCUCAACAGGCCAAGGAUACCACUCUGAUUCACAAGGAGGUUUUGCACGAGUACGAUCAAAAGUUUGUUCACCCGCGCCUCAACGUUCUCAAGCGAGACGUAGCAGUGCAGACGGCAAACAGGGAGUCUGGCGAGGCUGCCAGCGUGAGCUUUUUCACACCGAAUCUGAAUAGGCAAGGGUUCAGGACCGCCCCAAAUCCUAAUUAUGCAGAUCUUACAAUGCGGGACAAGGUUGGCUCCAUGAGACACACCCCAUCUACAUCCGCUAGAUCACCAUUUUCCCCAAUGCCAUUGAAGGGCUCCAUGAGACAGCCCCAGUUUGGCCCCGUGAGGAGGCCCGCGUCUACAUCUAUGAUCGACAGUGGAAGCUUUGGUACAGAUGUUGAUGAAGAUUACGGCGGCAGCAGUGACAGUGCCGCAAUGGCAUCCACAACCACGGGCCGGGCCGAAGGCCGUUACGGACCCGGAACUCCUAGAAUGCCUAAAUCUUCGAACGUUGGGAUGCAGGGCCUUGUUAAUAUGAGCAUGGAGAAUAGCAGGAAUCUUAGCCCAAGCAAGUUGAAUAGCCCUUUACGGAGAGGAUAUGCCGCGAGAGGGAGCAGCUACGCUGGUAGUCUGGGUACGUCGCUGGGAAGCUCUGUUCGAAGGAGCGCUAACAAUGACUAUUGAUCUGGUGUAUCAUACGGGUAAAGCGAGGGGGAAAAAAAGAAAAAAAAGGAUAAGAAGAAACGGCUUUUAACGACGGAUGUGAGCUGAAUGGGAGUUUCGGCAACGGGGAACCGGGCGUGGUCGCGGUACACUUGGAAGGGGGGAAGGCGGGCAGAGGUUCACCAGAGUCAGUUUAAGAGUUUGUUCUGGGGGGGGGGUGGAAAGGUAGCGAGCAUAAUUUGGUCAGAGGUCUAUAUGAUUUACUCUACCGCAGGGGAGGGCAAGGCAGGAAAAAGUAAAUCAGAAGAGAAGGAUGAGCGAACGAGGGGUUUGGAAAAGAAGAGCUCGCCGCUCGGUUCUCCUGGGGAUUCCCGAUCCGGAGUGUGCCCGGGAGAUAUAGCGCACCUGGUCUGCCCAUAGCGAGUCCGGUUAUGGAGAUGCGGGAACCGGGUUUGUGUACCCGCACUUGCUGGGCCAGGGGGGUGGAAGAGUCGGCCUUGUCUCGUCUCCUCUUGCAUUGUAUUUUUCAUGGGAUAGCUUCUGUACCUUUACCCAUUUCCAGUACCGUAUUUGCUUUUCGCUAGGUUCUAACGCUUUCCGCUCCUCUGUUUCUUAUGCUUGUCCUGGCGUUCUUCGGUGUGGUUUGGGAUUUGACGGUUUCCUUCAUUAAUUAUUUUCUCCGUUCCUGGCUUUCUCCGGAGAUGGGGAGCAGGGUGUACGUGGAAGGGGAGAAGGCCGUAUGAUACAUUACAAAGAAAAUA